AUGGGUUAUACGGUUCCCCAUCCCCAUCCCCGCGCCCCCCCACCCCCGAGCCGUUCGAAUGUAUGCCCCCCAUCCUCACGAGAACCCUCGGCUUCGGCGGAGUCAUCUCAUAACCGACGUAUUUCACCUCCGGAUCUGCUGAAAUCCUUGUUUAUCGCCCCAGAUCCAACGCACACGAUCCACUCGCCCGAGGGCCCCACCCACGAGGGGCUGAUCAUUCGCUCGCUUUCGGUUUCGCAUUUGGUGCAAUCGACCUCGUCGAUAUCGCCAGGCCACACCUCCCUUGGCCGGGAGGAGCCCCCUCAGCUCCUGCCCUCCUCGCUGACGAAUUUGCCGCCUCAAAAACGCCUUUCCAGGCCGGAUGCCCUCGCACCCUCCACCCCUCACCUGAGCUUCACCCCCACCCGCGUCGUCGAAGAAGCCGAAGGGCGGGAGGGCGCCGCGAUCAUUCCCCCUCCUCCUCCUCUCCCGAUUCGAGCCUCCCCGCCUUUUAUGUUCUUCCCCACCUUCAAACGCUUCACCGAGCUUCAAAUCGAAAUCAAGAACAACUUCCCGCGGGAUCCGGCGACGUCGCUGUCGAGCCGUGCGGUCGCGGCGGCGGAGAAGGGAAAUCCCCGGCGCGGAAUCCGCAAACCCGCGCGAACGCUAUGCUCCUCAAAGGUUCAUUUGGCGUCUCGGCUUGGGGAACUGGCGGGGUAUAUCCCGCAGGGGUACCCUGCGAAUUUGCCCGCCAAGAGGGCGGAUCCGGCGAAUAGUCAGGAUUUACUCGCCAAAGGGUGUGGUCUAAAGGCCUCACCGGAGUCGGGGAAGGAUGCCCCGUUGACGACCUCCCCCAAUGCGAAUCCGGCGGUUCGCGAUUUAGCGCGCCUCGGCCGUCAGGUGGUGCAUCUUGAAGGCUUUAAUCAACGCUAUCAGCCCCGUGGGUUGAUGGCGUUGCUGCGAAAACGCACGCGAUCGAUGCGGGAGCAGCGGCGAAGGUCUCUUUCGCGGAAGCCGUCGUCCUCCUCUCCUCCUACCAAUGGGUUGAGUAUUAUCAAGCCGUAUUACUUCCUGGAUGUGCGGCAGACGACGACUUCGUUGCCGAUGCUUCGUCGGAUGUUGCACUGGCGCCGCACCCACGCGUCGACGCCGUUGAGCGGGAAGAAGAAAGACUCCAACAUGCGAUGGGGGGGGAGUUGGAGGAAACGAGAGGAGGAUUAG
Messenger RNA from Phytomonas sp. EM1, 1200 nucleotides. NCBI's taxonomy places the organism in Eukaryota, Euglenozoa, Kinetoplastea, Trypanosomatida, Trypanosomatidae. The record is from the annotation of a GenBank genome assembly.